AUGGAUAUUACAACCGCCGAGAAAAUUUACAGCCAGAUUGUUGCGGCAAUCAAGAACAAAGACAUUGAGGAGUUCGACCGAGUAGUCCAAGACAACCCAACAUGGCCCCCACAGGAGCAUUGGCUUGGACACCCACACGAUGCUGCCUCCCGUUCCGGGCUUCCCAUGUUCAAAGCAUUCCUCAAGCAUUUCCCACAGACCAAGGACUGGGACUGCGGCGAAACUGGGGAUGUUGUCGGCGCUGCUGCAAUGACGGGCGACAUUCCAGUCCUAAAGUACUGCCUAGAAGAGCUUGGACACAAUGCUAACGAGGGACGCAUCUUCUUUUCUCCAGUGUUGUACUUUCUCAACUCCAUGAAAGAUACGACAAUACCUGGAAAGAAAGCUGAGGUGAUACAAAUCCUUGAACAGCACGGUGCAACAAUGGAAGGAGAGCCUGGGAGUAUCAUCCAUCAGCGAUCGCACAAAAAGCGCAAUGGCAAAUUGUGCUGGCACAAGAAUGACCCGGUAGAUUGCCCAGACUACGUGCAUGAUGAGAAGUCGAGCGUGGUUGAGCAGGCCAAGAAGCUGUUCGGAUGGAACAAACCCGGUAGUAGCGUAGAAACCCCUGCUUCUGAAAGCCAGGAGAAACUGGCCCCUUCGUGA
Messenger RNA from Bipolaris zeicola 26-R-13, 645 nucleotides. RefSeq lists its product as uncharacterized. The record is from RefSeq and is a predicted model, not a curated record. The transcript has 2 exons. Lineage: Eukaryota; Fungi; Ascomycota; Dothideomycetes; Pleosporales; Pleosporaceae. Bases 1 to 645 code for a protein of 214 amino acids.